CAACAGGGGAAGCAGCCAAGACUACCCUUUCCACGCAGAAGUCCAGAAGAUGGCGCCUCAGGAUUUCUUCAGCUGGUACACACGGAUGUGUGCCAUGUGCCAGAAGCAACUCUCAGUCACAAGCGGUACUUCGUUUCGUUCAUUGCACGCUAUGCGGUGGCUGUUCUCAUGGCACACAAGGGAGAGGUCUACCAUCACUUCCAGGUCUACAAAAGCUGGGCACAAAAUGCCACUGGCUGUACCAUCCAGACACUACGCUCAGAUGGCGGCGGUGAGUAUAGGAGCAAUGAGUUUCUGGCAUUUCUUGCUCAGGCUGGAAUCCACCACGAGUACACCGCAGCCCACACCUCGCAGCAGAAUGGGGUCAGGAGACACCGCAUCGCUCAUGGCGUCUUGCAGCAUGCUCUAGGCGCUGCUACCACUGAUGGUGACCAUGAACCACUUGAAGGAGGAGCAGGUUUGGUGUCGGACAUCGAGGAGGACAGGCAGCUUCUAUGGAUUCACCGAGCGCCUGAACAGGACACUUAUGGACUGUGUACGCUGCCUUCUCCAGCACGCUGGCAUGCCCAAGGUGUUUUGGGGAGAGGCACUCAACACCUCCUGCCAGAUCGCCUCCUUCGGGCGCUCCUUCAGCAACUCCUCCUGGCUCUGCAUCGGCUGGAUUGUCUGGCGCUGGGUGGAGAUGUGGAACGUCGUCCAAAAUCUCAGAAAGAUCCCCCAGAGAUGGUGAAGAAACAGGAGGGAGUCUCAGGGUAUCUCGAUAAAGAUGAGCUUCAUCAAACACCACAUCUCGGCUCACCACCAGUUUCCUGCGCUGCCAGUUAUAGAGUCGAUAGGCUUUUACCUGGGUGUGAUAGCCCAUGAAGAUGCAUUUCUCGCUCUUGGGAUCCAGCUUCCGCCGCUGAACAUCGGGGAUGUGGGCGUAGGCUAUGCAACCAAACACCCUCAAGUGACCUAAUUUGGGGCGCUUCCCUGUCCAUACUUGAAAUGGCACCUGUCCUGUGGAACGUGUUGGCAGCCGGUUCCGGAGAUACAUUGCUGCCCCAGGCGGCUCUACACGGACCAGAAGCUGAGCACUGGCAGGCAGCUAUGCAGGAGGAGUAUGAUUCUCUCCAGAAAAACAACACUUGGUCGCUGGUUGAACUUCCAGCUCGCAGAAAGCUCGUCUCAUCCAAGUGGUUGUUUAAGAAAAAGUACAACGCUGAUGGAAGCAUUGAGCGCUACAAGGCGAGAUUUGUGGCACGCGGAUUUUCUCAAGUUCAUGGGCUGGACUACUCGGAGACUUACAGCCCUGUGGUGAAACUCACAACCAUUCAUAUGCUACUAAUCUUAGCUGCAGAAUUGGAUCUCGAGCUCCAUCAACGGGCAUGGUCAAGCUAUUGUGUGACAACCAGUCUGCAAUAGCUUUGACCAAGAACUCCAGGUUCCACUCUCGUACUAAACACAUUGAGCUGCGCUUCCAUUUUAUACGAGAGCAGAUCCAGAGAGGAAUGAUCGAGCUGGAGUUCUGCCCGACAAACUCCAUGCUAGCGGACGUGCUAACAAAACCACUUCCUCGUGUUAAACAUGAAGUCUUCACGAAGGCUCUUGGGCUGACUUUAGACGUUGGCCUUGAGGAGUGUGGGAGUGAACAAGACCACGUCAGCACACAGCCACGUGAGCGAUCCAGACGCCGCCACGGAUCGUCACGAUAAACCCAUACAUUUAACCAUGUAUCAACCGUCAUAAUAAUAACACAACACCGUUUCAUAA
Selaginella moellendorffii is the source of this 1752-nucleotide messenger RNA. RefSeq lists its product as uncharacterized. Gene Ontology annotation, molecular function: nucleic acid binding. The transcript is spliced from 2 exons. Lineage: Eukaryota; Viridiplantae; Streptophyta; Lycopodiopsida; Selaginellales; Selaginellaceae. Bases 169 to 864 code for a protein of 231 amino acids. The record is from RefSeq and is a predicted model, not a curated record.